Molecule: messenger RNA, 5736 nt
Organism: Falco peregrinus (peregrine falcon)
Lineage: Eukaryota; Metazoa; Chordata; Aves; Falconiformes; Falconidae
Gene: GLIS1
Product: GLIS family zinc finger 1
Exons: 11
Coding region: 2589-5288 (899 amino acids)
Biological process (GO): regulation of transcription by RNA polymerase II
Cellular component (GO): nucleus
Molecular function (GO): DNA-binding transcription factor activity, RNA polymerase II-specific; RNA polymerase II cis-regulatory region sequence-specific DNA binding; zinc ion binding
Source: RefSeq, a predicted model, not a curated record
UGGGCAGCUCAGAGGGUGCCCAGAGCUCGGGGCAGGCUCUGUGCCCCCACCUGCCCGCGGAGCAGCCCAGCCCUGGGCUAUUGCUGAGCGAGUGGCGGCACCUGCCGGUAUUUUGCAGAAUAUGCCGGAUAAUGGUGAUCAGAAGAAAUAGAAUUAAUCAGUGUAUCCGAGCAGGAUGCGCCUGGCCUGAGAUAGGGAAUGCAGAAUGAUGUGGGGUAACGAGGUCAGAGCAUCCGAGGUGCCGAAGCUGUCCUUUUUCCUGCUUGCUGUGGGAAGAUCCCUAACCAUGGAAAGAAAAUCUCUCUAGGAAGUUGCACCAUAUAUGCAAAACUAUGUGUUUUCUAGGAAACCCCCUCUAGUUUAGAUAUUUGGGCAGUGCGUAUCAAUAUAGUUGUAAUAAUUUGCACAAGAUGAGCCCGUGUCCAGGAUCCACCUAAACACUACUUUUUUCUUGUACAGGAAGCAGUGGGAUCACCCUGGUUACACUGUGUUCUGGAAUAAUAUUUCCUUCAGUAAAUUUUACAGCCUCUUCACGUCACUGGGGUUUAGACUGUUACCACAGUGUAUUUGUGUCUUAAACUGCUGUUUCUGGUAGCAUUGCCAGGUGCCUUUAGCAUUUCCAAAUCAAAGAGAAAGAGUGGCUUGGUCCUGAGGGCCCCAUAGAUGGAUGGGACUGGGGAAUGGAUGUAGGUUAGCAGAGCACUGAGACGUGUUGUGUGGCUGUAGAGAACAGCCAUGCAGAGUGAUAAUGUAUGCUGGAAACUUUUACUUUGUUUUUAAUAAAUCCCCAGGAUAUCACCCUUAAAAUUAAGUGUUUGUGCCAGCUAGCUGAUAUUUAGUUUUGUUUCCAGUAGAGGUAAGGUGGGAAUCUCUCCCUUGUAGCAUUUUGCUCCCACUAACAUAUUCUGAGGACACUUACAGGUUUUCAACUGCAUUUGUCAGAGAGCCAUUACCUUCUGACAAUUUAAGAUGUGGCCUUAGAGAAUAAAAAGACCCUAUUACUGCCCUUGUUGAGGGGAAAGGCUGGCAAGCUCCUCCUUUGGUAGACCUCAGGGUAUUCACUCUGGGCAGGAAGAAGGAGAGGCACUGCAAAUGAGACUUCAUUAGGACUGCUGCUCCCAGAACUGCUUGUUCCAUCUCAAGGUCUCGUGUCUUUUGUGGAAACUUGCCUCCACAGCAUUCAUAGCAUUUGCCAAGAAAAAGUCAUGUCCUCUUGUCUUGACCGUUCCUUUACUCCACAGGGUGGCAUAUGUUAUUAAGGGGUUGGACAGAACUGCGAGCGAGGCACUCUGUGCUGCAUGUGCAUUGCCAAAAGAUAAAGAUAUCUGUCAUCUAGCUGUGGGACACUACUCAGGAGGGGCGUAGCAAGAUGCUAGUUCAGUAGCUGUCCCUCCUCCUGCUUGUGCUAAGUCUCCCAAGCCUGUGCUGUAGGUUUGAUGUGAACAGGCAUGAUUUCCAGCUGGAGGUAGGUCUCAUUUAGACCUGUGUAAAUCAGAUUGUAAAUCAGACAGAUCUGAUUUACACCUGUGGAAAUCAGGGGUGACUCUCAGUCACUCCUAUCUUUGAGCUGUCCUGGUGUGUUACAGAGCUGCUGUGCUGUACCUGUGCUGAUGGCAGCAUGUAGGGCAGCAGGGCGCAGACAUCCCUGAGCCAGCAGAGAGUGGGCUGGUAAACCUCGCUGGUGCAAAGCUGCACAUCGUAGCUCAGCCUGCAUUUGCUUGGAACCAGGCCCAAGCUAAUAAACCCAGCUAGAUUGCUUCCAGACCUGAGCUGGCCCAGGAGGAGCCAGCACAAAUGUCACUGCUCUGUGCUGCAUGCUCUGAGCUAGCCUCAUUGUCCCUGCCGGAGCGGGCCAGCUCCAGGCACCUGUGGGACAGGAAGGGAGUGAUGCAUGGCCACCGUAUAGAGAACAGCACUGAAUGCACCCCAACCUGCGUCAUCCAGGAGCUGCCUUGGCCAGGUUGUACCCCCCUCUGCCACAUCUCCUGCUUCCCAGGCCCUUGGCCAGGCUUUUGCGCUCUCCCGCUGCAGUUGCUGUGGCUUUUGCACAGGAGUUGUUUAUAGGGUGCUGGUGGGUGGCUGGGUGUUCGCGGGGGCCCUGUGGCACCCCGUGGUGCCUGCCUGGCCCGGGGGCAGCCGGGUGCAGGUUCCCUGGGGACUGGCACUGAGACCCGCGGGGCCUGCGGGCAGAGCGGGGGAAGGGUCCGGGCCUAUGGGCGGGCACGGCGAAGGUAUGGGGUGCCCAGCCCGCUCCCCUUCUCCAGCUGGGCGAGGCCGUGAAGGCCGGGCCGGCGGGCAGCCCCCGCCGCGCCGCUGUCAAAGCCCCGAGGGGCGGCCCCGGCGGCACAGCCCUCCCCCUGCCCGCCCCGACUGGCCCGAGCGAAGGGCUGGCCCCGCCGCCGCGCCGGGGUAAUGGCCCGGGCCGCCUUCACUCUGGCAGCCGGCCCUGCGGUGGGGGAGCGGGGCUGAGCCCAUGAGCCCGGCGCGGCGGCAGGACGAGGCGCGGGGGCGGCGGGAGCCGGCGGCCGGCGCGUCCCCCCGGGCGGCCCCUCCCAGGAGAGCGGCGAGGGCCCUGGCAGCCGGCGGACAUGCACUGUGAGCUCUCAGGGGGUCAGAAAGCCAGCGCCGGGCCGGCCCGCUUCGAGGGGACCGAUAAAUGCCAGGGAGCGUCUCUGAAGGAACUGCCGCGGGUGACUCGUCCCAGCACUGGUAAAGCUCUCUUGAAUCCUCAGAUGUCCUUUAAAAUAAGUGUCAGCAACGGCAGUGACCGUACGGAGACUCAGCAGAGCGCCCCUGAAAUGUCAGCACCUCUGCUAGAUUUCAUCCCCAAAAGACCAAGCAUAUUCGAGAGGAUCCCAAUUCUGCCAAGGGCACAGGAGCUGCGAUGUGCUAGAGGCUCUAAAGAUUAUUUUCAGCAGCAGAAACAUCAAAGCAUGAAGGUGAACGGUGGCUACAAUCAUUGUAAUUUGAUCUCUGAGAAGAAGAACAUGAUGGACAUGGAGAUGACAAGUAGCUCAGUACCUGUCUGCAGACAAGGUCUGUUCAUCCACACAGGAAACUCACUUAUGCGAGACCACCCACUCUCCUGUGAGAGACUGCUUCAUGUUGGUCAGCUGAACUUGACACACUCGGAUAUAAGGUCACCCAGGUUUCAAGACUCAGUAGAUUCUGCUGCUCCAUGCCUGAAUGGAAGUCACCCAGCUCAGCACAUUAAACAAGAAUGCCCGAGUGAUUAUAAGGUUCUGUCUGAGACUUCCACACAUAGGAGGAUUACGGAGGGGAUGGAGCUGAGAACCUCCAGUAGUCUGCAUCCUGAAAUAGACCUAAUGAAUAAUAGCUUUACAAAUUCACUUUCAUCCUACUUGUUUAAUAAUGAACAUAGCUCCUCCCUGAGCCCUUUGUCACUUGGCACCCCUCAGCACUCAGCCAGGCUACAAACAAGCAAUCUGAAGAAGAGAUGCAUCUCUGUUGUGCCGUCUUCGGCUGAAGGAAUUGAUAUUACAGCUAUCAUCCGCACAUCACAGACGUCACUGGUCACCUGUGUGAAUGGACUGCGAACUAAUUCAGCUGGCAUUUCCUCUCAUCCAGUGGAGAUCAGUCAUCACAGUGCUCAAAAAUCCUCUCGGCCCCAGUCUUGCUCUCAGCCUGGAAACCCUUGCAGUAUUCCCUCCCCUCCAGCAUGUCUUGUACCUGUUUCCACUGAAUGUGACAGAAGUGACUGUGAGCAGAUACCAAUGCAGCAAGUUGAGGAGAAUGGAAGCCUCAGCCUUAUGAUGAAUGGUACUAGCAUUCCUCAUCAAAACACUUUGCACAGUACCCAGAAGGUGAGUUUCUUAAAACAAGAACCAGCUGAUGAUUAUUCCUCUGCUGCUGAUCUUUUCCGACAUCAUCAGGGGCUGCCUCCGCCUUACCAUCUACACCAGCAACUAACCCAGACUCAAGGGCCACUGCCUCACUUACACGCCUCUAUGUCUCCGAAGUCCCUUCAGCCCAGCGAUGGGGACGAUCAGGACCUCAGCAAUGGCAAACAGGUCUGUCAGUGGAUUGACUGCAGUGCCACUUAUGACCAACAAGAUGAACUGGUCAGACACAUAGAAAAGACCCACAUUGAUCAACGGAAAGGAGAGGACUUCACUUGCUUUUGGGCAGGCUGUGUCCGCCGAUAUAAACCCUUCAAUGCUCGUUACAAACUGCUGAUUCAUAUGAGGGUUCAUUCUGGAGAAAAACCAAACAAGUGCAUGUUUGAAGGUUGCAACAAGGCAUUUUCUAGGCUUGAGAACCUUAAGAUUCACCUCCGGAGUCAUACUGGGGAGAAGCCAUACCUGUGUCAGCAUCCUGGCUGCCAGAAAGCUUUCAGCAACUCCAGUGACCGGGCAAAGCAUCAGCGAACACACCUGGAUACCAAACCCUAUGCCUGUCAGAUUCCUGGCUGCUCCAAACGCUACACUGACCCCAGCUCUCUGCGCAAACAUGUGAAAGCUCAUUCAGCCAAAGAACAACAGGUGCGUAAGAAGCUAAAUUCAUGUACCGAUAUUGAACAAGAUGUCCUAAGCGAAUGCUUAGCUAUACAACAACUCCACACAUCUUCACAACACAUUUUGGAUGGGAAAUGUGGUAGAUCUGUAGGCCACCAUGAUUUAAUUACAGGCAUGUACAGUGGUUCCAGCGCUAACCAUAACGGUCCCUCACCAGGUAUAUUGCCGCCUCCUCAUGACAUCCCUUCAAGACAUCAUCCACUCGACUCUACUCUUUCCAGUCCACAUCACCAUCAGUCACCGCUGGAGAGUGCGAGGGAAGGGCUUGCCUCCAACAUAAUCUCUCCACUUGUCAGCCCCCUGAAAGCAUUAGUUCCACCUUCCCUAUUGCAGAAACACGGCUCUCCGUCAUCACACAGCCAGUCACCAAAUGGGCAGCAAUUUUCUGGAAUACCAAAUAAACCAUACGGUCAAUUUCAAAAUCAGUCUGUACAGCAGGGAUCUCAAGGUUACCAAGGCAGCUUUCACUCAAUACAAAACUGUUUCCACUAUGGAGACUGCUACAGAACAAUGGACCAGUCUGUCACCAGUGAUGUGCUCACAGGGGAAUCCCACUGCUUUAAUCCUCUGAGACAGAAUGGCUAUCACAUACUCAAUGCACCUUUAGCUUCAACAGGCUAUGAUGCAAUCUCUGAAGCGCAGUGUGUAUCUGAAGACAUGGUCUCCAGUGGAACUGAUGAAAAUGGAUUCUUCCAAAACGGCGCCUUUGAUCACUGCUUGAAUCACAUUCCUUCCAUCUAUACAGAUACCUAAAAGCAGUGCUGACCUUGUUUCCUUUAUUAUACCUAUAACUGUGUAUGUAAUAACAAAGAUGAUGUUCAAGUACUUUUAUUUAGUCUGUAUCCCUAUAUGUGCUCAUUUAAAUAAACACCUCACAUUUACCAAACCAUUUUAUACAUGAAUAGUCUGUAUAAGGUAAUAUUGGAACCUGUUCCUUUGCUGUGGCACUUUGAAAUUCAUGCUUUAAAGGGAAUGAGGAGCAUUUCAAGCAGCUUGUUUUGUAAGUUCUCUCAGUAAAGUGUAAAUGUAAGUUAUAUAAUAAACUUGUAAAGAAGGGGGUUUUUUUCCUGAAAAGUAUGUUUCACUUUGAGAAUGUUGUUCCUUUUAAUCAGUUUUCAUUUAACUCAUUGGUCAAUUCUUUUUUUUUUUUUUCUUCCUUUUUUUUUUUUUUUAACUAAAAGGAUUUUUUUUAAUCACAGAC